This is a messenger RNA of Mycena citricolor, 4245 nucleotides long. NCBI's taxonomy places the organism in Eukaryota, Fungi, Basidiomycota, Agaricomycetes, Agaricales, Mycenaceae. The record is from the annotation of a GenBank genome assembly.
CAGAAAUUUACGAGCAGCGUCGGUCGGUCUGCCGCCCUGAUAUAUAACAUCCCCCAUGUCUACUCCAACAGCGCCGGAGGCUGUUGACUUUAGCCUGUUCGGCGGUGCUGAUUCGUUGACGGAGGGAAAGAAGCGGUCACCACGUCGUACCACCCUUGUCCAGCCAUCCCAGAAGGACAAUGGUGCGGCACACAUCGCGGCCCCUCAAAACCCAGCAGAUUUCCUUUGGCUCAUGACGGAGGAGCCGCACAGGUCGAGAAGGAUGGAGAUUCUCAAGAGUCACCCUGAGGUCACAAAACUCAUGGGGCACGAACCACUUACCAAAUAUGUUGUCCUCGCGGUGGUCUCGCUGCAGGUCUACUGUGCCAUUGCCCUGCGACACACGUCUCCUUUUUCGCCGUGGUUCUUGCUGUGCGCCUACGUCGUUGGGGGCACUGCCAAUCACAAUCUCUUCCUUGCUAUCCACGAGAUCACGCACAACCUCGCAUUCAAGGGCAUCGCGCCGAACAAACUGCUGGCCAUCUUCGCCAACUUGCCUAUUGGGAUACCCUAUUCAGUCAUGUUUAAAGGAUACCACAUGGAACACCACAAGUUUAUGGGCCAGGACGGCAUCGACACCGACCUGCCUACGCAAAUAGAACUGCUGUUGUUGAACAACGUUCUUGGCAAGGUCUUUUUCGCCACGUUCCAAAUCUUGUUCUACGCGCUUCGCCCCGGAUUCGUGCGCGCGCAGCGUCUGAACAGGUGGCAUCUGCUCAACUUCCUCGCGCAAGGCGUGUUCGACUACGCCCUGGUCAAGACCUUCGGCUGGCGACCCUUCGCGUAUCUCAUCAUGAGCAGCUUCAUGGCCGGGAGCCUGCACCCUUGCGCGGGACACUUCAUCGCCGAGCACUACCUGUGGGACGGCCUGGCGCAGGAGACGUACAGCUACUACGGGCCGCUGAACGUCCUCGCGUACAACGUCGGGUACCACAACGAGCACCACGACUUCCCCUCGGUCCCGUGGACGCGGCUGCCCGCGCUGCGCGCGAUGGUGCCGGAGGUGUACGACGCGCUCCCGUCGCACCCGUCGUGGCCGAUGGUCAUCGUCAACUUCAUCCGCGACAAGGAGGUGGGCAUCUUCGCGCGUGCGAAACGGCUGUCCAAAGCUGCUGCUGCUACUGCGGCCAACGCGUCCCGGCACGAGGAGGCGGACGGGUCCGAGUCCGACAAGAGCGAGUAGAUGUGAAUAUAUUUGUAGAUGCAGAGCAUGGAAUGCUACUUGACAGUUGGCUGUGAGCGGCGAACAACCCAACUCCAGGAAUAGUUCCGGCAACACACGAGGUGAGCAUGUCUUCUGAGAAUGUGGGACCGGAGCAUUGCAGUGUCAAGAAGGAUGCCUCGAUGCUCAGCUUCUGGUCAUUUGGGACGCCGGAAAAAGUGGACUUCUGAAUAAUGGGAGGAUGUGACUGGUGCUGGGAUGCACGGUGGUUGGAUCAAAUCGUGUGGAAAGGCGAGAAAAGCGCUGAAAAAGGGAGGUCCAUGGCAGGCCACUAUCGCGCGCUCAGCUAUUUAUAUUGAGAGAACACAGCUCUUUCUUCUUCUUUCUCGAUCGGCGUCUUUAAUGAACAGGCUUGAACACGUGAGAAAGGCGUGCAGGUGGGCUUCUGUGUCCCCCAUGUGUUCAGGGCCGGCUCGGGCACCGGAGAAUAGCGGAGGGAGAGGAAGCUCUCAGCUGGGAGAGCGUUGGCCUGGCAGUCUGAGUGCUACUCUCUACUAUCUGAGGCCUGAAGCGGAUGCUCAGCGCAGACAAAGUGAUCGCAGCUUUUGAAGACGCGUUCCCGGGCUUCUGUGAUUUCGUCAGCAUAAAUUCGAACGCAGAACGAACUGCUCCCACAACCACCAUGCCACUCCGGUUCCGAAACCUACAGUCUCCACAACCCUUCUAGAAACUAAAGCUCCCACGUUUACUAUGCAUUACCCCGUGAUCACCUGGGUUCGAGGCUCAUCGAUGGACUUCCGACGAGCACUCUACAUCAAUCAAUGACACAAUAACUUUGAGGCUGAGGGUGCUAUUUAAGCCUCAGCGUGAAGGCUGGAAUGCAGUCCAAGACCCAGAUUUCCCCUCAACUGUCUCCCUCUAACAAGACAUGUCUCUCUCCCGGCACAUCAACGCGGAGGAUGUGAUCCAGAACUGCAAGGAGCAUCCGUUCCGGAAGCACGCCCAGCAGGAAGGACGCCAGACCCUGCACCAGUCGUGGUCGCGCGAUGAAGAUGCCGCGCGCGUGUCCAAGUACACUAUCCCGCAGGAGGGCAUCCCGUCCAAGGCCGCCUACCAACUCCUGCACGAUGAGACCGCACUCGAUGGGAACCCGCUGCUGAACCUCGCGUCCUUCGUGCACACUUGGAUGCCCGAAGAGGCAGACAAACUGAUCAUGGAGAAUAUGAAUAAGAAUCAGGUCGAUCUGGACGAGUACCCCGCGGCGACGAUCAUCCACAACCGCUGCAUCUCGAUGCUGGCCGAUCUGUGGAAAGCGCCCAAGGACGGAAAAGCGAUCGGGACCUCGACGGCUGGCUCGUCUGAAGCCAUCAUGCUCGGCGGUCUCGCUAUGAAGAAACGCUGGCAGGAGGCCCGCAAGGCUGCCGGCAAGGACUACUUCCACCCGAACAUCGUGUUUGGAUCCAACGCCCAGGUCGCACUCGAGAAGUUCGCACGCUACUGGGAUGUCGAGGCACGCCUUGUGCCUGUGAACGCGUCGACGAACUACGUCAUGAACCCCCACGACGCGCUUCCUUUCAUCGACGAGAACACGAUCGGCGUGAUGGUGAUCCUGGGCAGCACCUACACGGGCCACUUUGAGAACGUCGGACUCAUGUCUGACUUGUUGGACGAGCUGCAGGAGAAGACUGGCCUGGAUGUCCCGAUACACGUGGAUGGCGCGUCUGGAGGCUUCAUCGCUCCUUUCGCUUACCCGGACUUGAAGUGGGCCUUUGACGUCAAACGUGUGGUGUCCAUCAACACUUCGGGGCACAAGUUUGGUCUCGUCUACGCUGGCCUCGGCUGGAUUCUCUGGAGAGACGAGUCGUACCUGCACAAGGAUCUCGUUUUCGAGCUGCAUUAUCUUGGGAGCGUGGAGUACUCGUUUACUCUCAACUUCUCAAAGCCUGCCGCGCCGAUCAUCGUGCAGAUGUUCAACUUCCUCAAUCUGGGCUUUGAAGGCUACCGCCGCAUCGCGAUCAAGGAUCUGCGCAACGCCCGGAUGCUGUCUCGAGCCUUGGAUGCCACGUACUUCACUGUGCUGAGCAACAUCCACAAGCCCUCCGAACGCGGACAGCGCGAGUUGCCGCAGACUGAGAACACGGAUGAGCCUGAGUUUUAUGAGCGAGGGCUGCCGGUCGUGUCUUUCCGGCUCUCGGACAAGUUCCAAUCCGAAUACCCGCAUGUCGAGCAGUCCUGGAUCCAGUCGAUGCUGCGGACGAAGGGCUGGAUCGUGCCCAACUAUAAUGCGCCACAGGGCGAGGCUGAUACUCAGAUCCUCCGUGUUGUCGUCCGCGAAACUCUCAGUGAAGACCUGAUCGAGCGCCUCAUCGUGGACAUUCUGGAGAUUACCGAGGGAUUGAUGGGUACGUCGGCUCGCUCGAAAACUUUCUUUUCGCGAGCGGAGGCGCAAGUGCAUGUGUCGGGUCUCCGCCCGUCGACAGCUCUGCCCCCCGUUCCUCCCCAUUCAUCAUACAUCCGCGAAGACACAAACCCUCCACCGUCGAUAGCAACCAUCCCCCCACUUGGUACCAUCACGCAUCCCGAACUCACCCCCCGUCCUCCCGCCCACUUGGACAUCCGUACGAUGUCGUCCCUCCCCUCACGCUUCAUCCACACCGCCCUCUUCCUCCCCUUGCACUUCCUGUCCCUCUUCGUCGCUGUUUUCCUACACACCUCUUUCUCUCAUGCGACGGCGACCUCGAUGCUGCUCAAGGCGCAGACUGUCCACCAGCCUGAUAAGGAACACGGACGCCCGGACCCGGGGAACUUUGGUGAUGCGGCGAAGGAGGACAGCGCGGGUCAGAGUGGCUUUGCGCGCCAAUGCUAAGACGCGAGCGAAUUGUAUAAGUAGUGUAUGAGCACUGGGCACUGAGUGUUUGUGCUCGAUCUGGAUUUGUAGGAAAUACUGUGAUAUAUCUGUAUACUCGUAAAGACAGUUAAGGAUUCAAUAUCGAGCUCUGUGAUGGCUGGUGGAGGAUGUGUAUGUCGAUUUGACAUGCAAAAGC